AUGACCGAGCCAGUGUCACGAUCUAACCUCACAGCAAUCAAUUAUGGGUCAGAUUCUGAGAAGGCUGAUUCUGAUUACCAGGUACAUUGGACAAAUAUCAUGAGCAAACGACAAUAUCGCAGCCCCCUGUCUUACAAAAAGGUCGCGGUCCUUCUGCUGCGGUGGAGCGAUCAUUGCGAUGACCUUGGCACCAAGGAUGAAGUCGAAGCUCUAGCUGAUGUUUUCAAGACCCGAUUUGGGUACCAUACAACGAUUGAGUGUCUCGAUAACCAGGAUAACAACAGGGUUGGUAUCAAUUUAGUCGUCGCUAGCUGGGUCGCAGCUCACAACGGGCCCAAUAUAAAUACAUUGUUCAUCGUCUACUACGCGGGCCAUGGCAAGCCAGGGUCGGUUCACGGUGAGAUCAAACUAUUUGGACAGUCCAACCCGAAUGAUCCGAACGAAGCGGAGCAAGAGAGAAACUAUCUUAUUUGGAAUGGUGUUGAGAAGCUCUUGAAGGACGCCGACGCAGAUGUACUAGAGAUCUUCGAUUGGUAUGUUCCGUCUAUCAAAUUACAGGGAAAGAAUUUGACCCCCAAAGCUGUCACGCCGAAACCCUGGGGCUCACCAGAGGUAGCCAUAGGUCAGUGCCACGAUCAAAUCCACACCUUAGAGGUGAAGCUGACCGAUACUGUCAGAUCGUUUGAAUAUAUCGCGGCAACAAGAGCAAAAGAAGCCACGGCCGUUCCGGGAAAGAAUUCCUUCACCUCAGCCUUGAUAUAUGCCCUGAUAACACUGUAUGAAGAGAAACUGCCGGAAAGUCGAUUCACUGCUGUCGAUAUUCUUGAUACAAUAAGGAAUCGAGCGCCCCACUUUUCAAAAUCCCAGUUCCCAAGACUGCUUAAUCGAAUCACAGACAAGAACCCUGGCCGCAUAAUGCUCCACCCACUCAAUCCCAAAGAAACCACAGAGCCACCACUAGCAAAUGAGCAGGAUAUUCUUCUCGAACAUGCAGAAAAGCACACCAUGACAUUACAUUUCGAUCUCGCAAAGAAAAUGAACUUCGACGUCCUAGGUAUUUUUGGUGACCAACUCAAUGGUAUUUUCGAUCACCACUUUCUAGGGGUGAACAACGUCCGCUGGGGAGGCAUGAGACCAGGACCAGUCGGCAUGGUAAGAGAACGGUUACAUGAAAUGCGCCGGAAGAAAUCCAGCUUCGACAGUGGUAGUCCGGAGCAGCGUCGUGCAGCUCUGCGGCUACUAACGCCCAAUACUGGUCCGCUGACCUCACCAUACUCUCCAGAUUCCUUGAAUAAAAGCCAACAAGCACUUAUUUCGGAGCCAAGUACUGCUCCAAUGACACCUCUACCGGAAACCCUGGGUAAUGAAAUUGGAGAACCCUCCAGAAAGCGGAGGAGAAUGGAAGAGAGCUCUGGGGAAGACUUGCAGCAUGUGGGUUCUCAAUACAAUUAA
Messenger RNA from Bacidia gigantensis, 1452 nucleotides. RefSeq lists its product as uncharacterized. The transcript has 2 exons. Lineage: Eukaryota; Fungi; Ascomycota; Lecanoromycetes; Lecanorales; Ramalinaceae. The record is from RefSeq and is a predicted model, not a curated record. Bases 1 to 1452 code for a protein of 483 amino acids.